AUGUGGAAGCUUCCUUUUUUGUUGGGCAUUUGCCUUAUCACCGCUGAGGCUUUACCGAAGCAGGAAAGGAUAGUUGGUGGGUCUGGAGCUAAUAUAAGCCAAUACCCAUUUGCCGCCGUUCUUCUGAUAUCAUGGAAUAACGCAGCUUUCCGGCAAGACUGCGCUGGCGCAAUUAUUAACAACAGAUCCAUUCUUUCAGCUGCUCAUUGCUGGGUCGGUAAGAAUGCUGGUUAUCGUGUUCGAGUUGGCUCGACCAAUGCAAAUAGUGGCGGUGCUGUUCACAACGUGCAACGACAUAUCACCCAUCCAAAUUAUGUUAAUAGCGGAGGAAAUUUAAGAAGUGAUAUUGGUAUAGUAAGACUGGCAAGUUCUAUUGUAUUUGGAGGCAGUGUUAGAGCUGGAUCGAUUGCUGGGGCCAAUUUCAACAUCGCAGAUAACACCAACGUUUGGGCACUUGGAUGGGGUCUUCUAUCUUCGGGUGGUUGGUUAUCUGAACAACUUCAACAUGUGCAGCUAAGAAUAACCGACCGAGCGAGAUGUCAGAGUGCCUUCAAUUCGAAUCUUGUCAAUGCUGCAACGAUUUGUGCCGGCUGGAAUACUAAUGGUCGGGGUACAUGCACUGGCGAUUCCGGAUCACCUCUCGUUCACAACGGUGUUGCUAUAGGUGUGCUUUCUUUUGGUGGUGCUGUGUGUGGAGAUGCGCGUUGGCCUUCUGUAUACGCAAGAGUUUCGAGCUACAGUAACUGGAUACGAAAUAAUGCUUAA
Pararge aegeria (speckled wood butterfly) is the source of this 765-nucleotide messenger RNA. RefSeq names its product trypsin CFT-1-like. The transcript has 4 exons. Gene Ontology annotation, biological process: proteolysis. The record is from RefSeq and is a predicted model, not a curated record. NCBI's taxonomy places the organism in Eukaryota, Metazoa, Arthropoda, Insecta, Lepidoptera, Nymphalidae. The coding region runs from base 1 to 765 and encodes 254 amino acids. Gene Ontology annotation, molecular function: serine-type endopeptidase activity.